Pocillopora meandrina is the source of this 6911-nucleotide messenger RNA. The record is from the annotation of a GenBank genome assembly. Lineage: Eukaryota; Metazoa; Cnidaria; Anthozoa; Scleractinia; Pocilloporidae.
AUGAGUAUGCUUUGUUCUUACCUCGUUUUGAAGCAAAUAAAUUACAUUAAUUAUUCUAGGGUCUAUAGUGGGCCAUCUUUCGUUCGUCAUUAUCCGGGACAAUCAAUAUAAAUUUGCCGGCCAAAGGAGAAGGGCUACAGUUGAAGUGAAAGAGGAAAUUGCAGAAAAUAAUUUUCUGGCGUAAUAACUUGAUCUUUUUACCAUUUUGUUUUUGGUUCUAGUCGGACACGAAAACGGAGAGAAAAAAAAGCCACAAAGCACAAUUAGAUACACAGUUAAUUUCAAAUAUUUUGAAACAGGUUUGUAUGUGUGGCCGUACAUUAAUUUUGAAUAGUUGUGUAGUCUACGUAGUACAUUCGGUGAUUGUCACGAAUUCAAUUCUUCUCCUACAACAAUUGACAUCGCCAGCUUGAGCUUUUGCAUUUUUAGCUUUCCGUAGCUGAUAAUUCAAGUCUUAACUUCACACGAAAGAUAUGGCCCUUGAUUUGCAUCCUAUUAGAAUGAAAUUUGAUUCUGGUAAAGAGCGACUCUUUGUCGCACCGUGAAAACACCGAAAUAACAGAUGUUUCUAUAUUUGCCCCUAAUUGCUAUUUCAUGACAGAGGCACCCAGAGGUUCCCGGGAGAAAGAAUAAUUUUUUUUGACCCAAUAGAAAAUUUCCUGAUGCAUUUAAAGUGAGUAAGUCUUUAUGCGCUUGUUAGUUACGAAGUCAGGCUUCAGUAAUCCUUGCCAUUUUUCGUUGCAAGAACAGAAACCUACCAGAAAGAGGAAAUGCCGAGGACUGAAUUAUGUCGACAGCAAAUUUCAGUAGCGGUGGAAGUCACACGAAACCAUUUGGAGAACUACUAUGCUCUCCCUCAUUGGCGGGUGGGCUUCAACAACAACUAUCAAUUUGUUUCUUAACGGUUGACAUUCUUCUCUCCAUCACAGCAUUUGCUGGAAAUUCCCUUAUCCUUGUGGCUCUUCACAAGGAAUCUUGCCUGCAUCCGCCGUCCAAACUCCUGUAUCGUUGUCUGGCAACCACUGAUCUGUUGGUUGGUCUUGUUGUCCAGCCUCUUUAUGCUGCAUAUUUGAUGUCGGUGGUUCAAGAACAGUGGAGCCUUUGUCGAUACGCAUAUUACGCAGUCUUCAUCACCGGUAGUGUAUUGUUUUUGGUAUCUCUGAUGACGAUGACAGCCAUUAGCGUGGACAGACUUCUCGCCCUGAUGUUGGGGCUGAGAUACAAACAAAUUGUAACUUUGAAGCGCACGUAUAUUAUUGUAACUACCUUUUGGGUUUUUACUCUUGUCGCCUCUUUAUGUGGAAUUUUUUAUCGCCGUAUAAUCCUUUUGUAUAGCAGGCUAGUUACAUCAUUUUGCCUGAUAAUAUCACUCAAAUCGUACGCAAAGAUUUUUUGCACUCUCAGAUAUUAUCAAGCACAAGUAGGAGAUCAACAACAGUCGAGCCAAACAAAAGCACAGAACAUGGCACGAUUCAGAGAGGCAGUGUACAGUGCACUUUGGGUGGAGUUAGCAUUAGUUGUUUGUUAUGUACCAAUAUAUGUACUGGGAAUUGUGAUCACUCAUACUAAAAAAUAUUCAUUACUCUCGGUUGUCACAUGGGAAGUAGCAGUUACUUUACUUUACUUUAACUCGACGUUAAACCCGUUCCUAUACUGCUGGAAGAUUAGUGAAGUGAGACAAGCAGUGAAGCACACAGUUAGACAAGCACUUUGCUGAGUAAGAUCUUCCUUGAGUUCUUCAGACUUUCAAAGCAAACUCAUUAAGUCAUGAUUAUUAUUAGAGAGAAGUCGUUAAAUACGAUUUUUGGAUAAAAGUAAAUAAGUGGCUUAAUAGAAUAGUUGCACAGGCUGUUGUCGAUAGUCUUUAUAUCUCUGACAACAAUUUAACGACGGACUAAGUAACCCUAGCUAUGUGUUUUCAAAAAUAAGGUUUCUUGCCGCUAUGCUAAAAUACAAGAUGUCAUAAUCGAAGAAAAGAUAUGCAAACAUUUUACUUUCAUGUUUUCUCCUCUUAGUAAUAUGAAGGCAUUAGAUAAAACUUCAAAUAGUAGUUUAAGAGAUGUGUUUGAGGCCGAUGGUGUGUGCUACGAUAAAACUAUUUCAACUACUUUUCCUAUAAUUAAAAGAAAACGCUUGACGUUGAUGUUGACGCCGUAUUUCCAAAAGAGACGGUCCAAUUUGUUUGUUUUGUGAUCAGAAUAUUAUCCGUAAAGCUUAUGUGAAGAAGUUUUUGCUACUUGUAUAUUUACCUGAAGGUUACGAAAGUAUACGGAAUAAAAUUGACCAUCUCUGUUUAUUACAGAAUUUUUUACAGAUCGAUCGAUGUUCUGAAAUUAUAUUGGCAACGGCGAAAACAAGUUUCGCAUCAUUUGUAUAGAGAUCACUAUAUGUCCAGUUUGUCGCUGGUGUAUCCUUAAGUUGUCUGUGAGUUUUACGGAAUUUAUUUCCUCCAUUUCCGAGCGAUUAACUGCUGUCCCUAAGUUCCCCAAUUUUUUUUUUUUUUUAUUCAGUUUUUUUCAAAGCUUUUGUAUGAGCUCAGAGUUUGCUUCAAUAUUAUACCAUCUAAUUAUCGCCCUAAUAACGACAUGUUUAUUUCACCCGUUAAAGAAGUGAUGAUAUCGAUCUUUUAAGACUUAGGAGUCCCAUAACGUAUUAUAAAACAAAAAAAUAUAGCCCAUGUCUUUGUGUUUGUCAAGGGAAUUCACUUUCAACGCUAAUUUGAAAUUAAACUGAAAGGUCACUUACUGAAAUCAACAGCUGGUUGCGACGAACAUGUUCUCGUUUAAUUAUCAAGGUACUGAAUUAUCAGAUAGGAUCAGAAAGAAAAUUCCCUGGGAAAGAACUCUUGUUAAAGGAAGGAUUGACGCAUCUUGUAGCGAUUAAGUCUUUCGUCUGACUUUUCUGUCAGCUAAUCCUCCGUUGGUAAAUGAAAUGACUGAUUUGAAGCCGGAAUAAAAUGUUGAAUCUAUAGAGAGUAAUUAUUUUGCGAAAACUAAAAUUUUUCCAACUUAAAACGAGGCGGCGAAUCUGUGGUGGUUAACUAAUUUUUCCUAAUCUUUGACAGGGUAUUUUUAAAAAUUGCUUCGUGCGUCAGUGAGCGGUCAUUAAUAUACGAUGCACACAGGAAGUUUGGAGAGCUGGAAAGAUACGCUGGAGUAGCUUAACACGCAACCAAGAGUGAUCGUAGGUUCAUAAAUAAUAAAUGCUGUUUAUGUAGGUCUAACAAGGUGUAGUUUUUAACUAUUCACUUCACCUUCGGUGAAUUGUUAAAUAUUUUAAUCGAGUGUUGAUAGUUUUUAAGUAUCCAUUCCUUCAUUUUCCUUCUCGAUCAAUAGAUUAUCAUGUUCAAUUUAGCAUAAUCAUAUAACUCUGGUUAUCGGAGGAGAAUGGCAAAUCGCUCAGGGGAAUUACGACAUGAAGAAUUCAGUCACAGCUAUGUACAUGGAAGCGUUGGCAGAGGAAAAUUUAGGCGAACUUUGUUAUGUAAUUUUUUCCAGGACUAUCAUUUUAAAAUUUUUGGCGAAAGGAGGAGAACAAAUAGAGAAUGUAAAAGAAACAGCGAAAAAUUGUUUAAAAAAGUAAUUUCCUGCUUUUCUUCUGUUUUGUUUCUCGUUUUGUCCGAGACGAAACGGAGCUAAAAGAGCCACUAAAUGUUACUAAUGACGCUGUUUAAUUCAAACAUUUUGAAGUAAGUUUGCAUCUGUUGCAAUGGCUCAACCUUAUUCACGUAAAUGAUAUGGACAUUUGAUUGCCACCCAAUAUCGAUCAACUAUGUUGUGUAAACAUCGGCCCUCGAUGGUUCCAUGUUCGAAUUAUUAGCACUGCGGCACGACGUUCCUUCGCCCCGGGUCGUGUUGCUCAAAGUCUCAAACUUAUUCACGGGCGAAGUAACUCGUACUGAAGCCUUGAUAGUGAGUGCCUUCUCGCAAGCUAAAUAAAGCGGAAUUGUUUGUUGCAACAUGAAAAAAUAAUCUUAAAGAUGUCUUUAAAUAUUUGCCUCUUAUUGUUAUUUCAUACGUGAUGUUCAGCAGUAACAAGUUAGGAACAUAAAAAGGCUUUUUUGACAUAACAAACAAUUUUCAGACAUAUUUCAAACGUGUAAACAAUAGUCAGGAAGUUUUUAUUUGAGAUGUCACGUAGGAAAUAGGGUUCCAGAAAUCAUCGUUGUGCAAUUGGCGUGUAAACGAAAUAUUUUUCUCGUUUCUAUCACAGAUUUCUAAUUUUGAAAUAUUUGUUAUAUCCAGUUUAAUACUGGUCUGUGAUUAAGUUUUCUUCAAGUUUUAUUGAUCCAAUGUCUCCGAGUGAUUAAUUAUUCCUAACUUUCGCUCCUUUUUCUUUGAACUCGUUCCAUGAAGCCUUUUAGGAAUUCAGAAUUCACCACAAUACAAGGGUAAUCUUUGCACUUAAUUACCUGCCCAAAAGAAUGACAGUAUAUUUAAAUAUAUCCCUUAAACCGCUUAUGUUGUCAUCUCAAAAGUGACCAAAGAGAGUUUCUUUAUCAUAUCGUCAAACAAAAAUAUUACCGAUGUCUAUGUGCUUGCCAAAGGAAUUAACUUUUAAUGCUAAUUUAAAGUUAAAUUCAACUUAACCUACUGGAAUAUUAAUAAACUGCUGGUUGCGACAGAUAUAUGCUUGUUUAGUUUUAAAGCUGCCGUUGCUACAAUAAGUUGAAGAAGAGUAAUAAUCGCAUUUUUCAGUGUUUAAAUCACUUCUUAAGAAUAUUUAGUAACCAUAUCUGCUCUUGUAAGAAACAUUUUAGAUCGAAAAUGAAAAAAUAUAAAGUUCGAAUAAAAAUUGGUAUCAAAGAAGUGAAUAUUUUGUCUUGUUCUCGCGCGUUUCCCGCAGUAUGUUUGUCUGUAUUGUGAGUCCAUAUUACCACUUUGUGAUAUUUCCCUUUCGUAAUUAGCCUUUGAGUUCUUAAUCCGGCUUCUAGACUUAAGCACUUGAAAUAUAUUGCGAUAUGAGCCAGUCACAGGGCCAGUUAUAAACUUGAAUUUGUUUUUUUUUUGUUUUUUUGUUUUUAGCUGAAAAUGUUCAUAAUUAUGAAUUUUGGAGAUGUUGUCACUUUAGAAACAAUGUGUUAUCAUUUUUACGAAAUUGAAAUCGCCGUCCAAACUCUUGUAUCGUUGUCUGUCUGUCCGGGGACGAAAACCGGAAAGAAAAAACCCGUCCUUACAAAUUGAUUCAAACAUUUAAAAAUACGUUUGUAUCUGUGACCAAAAUUUAAAUUUGAAUUGUUUGAUGUAUUCGCAGAUUGUCUCAAAUCCAACUUUUCUAAGACCAAAUAAAACCACCAGCUUGAAAUUUUUAUUUCCAAUUUUUCAUGGCUAUUAACGAUACAAGUCUGAACUUCACACGAAUGAAAUGGACACCAGGUUAGCACCCUAUCAGUGAAAGUUGAUCUAGAUAAAAGGAGAUUGUUCGUCGUUCUUUUAAAAGAAUGAUACCACAGAUGUCUCUCCAUUUUCUACUUAUUUCCAUUUCAUACCUGAGGCACUUCAAAGGUUCAAUUUUUGAACACAACUGACAAUUUUCUGAAGAUUUUAAAUGAGUUAACGCUGAUGAGGAAUUCUCUACGUGUAUGAAUAUCAUUAACUGAAUUAUGAGGUUUCAUUGAUCGUGGCUGGAUGUGGGCUGUUUAGACGACAUAUUACUCGUUGCAAUCUUAGAUAACCUACAAAAAAAUUGAAGAAGAGUUGGAACAAAGACGAAAACAAUUGAAGAACUGCUAUGCUCCCCCUCUUUAGUGGGUGGGCAUCAAUCAGCAUCACUUUUAAACCUGAGGCAAACCACAGCUGCAAAUUUCUGAUGCAUUUUAAAUGAUUAAACGUUAAUGAGGAAGUCAUUAUGUGUUUAUUAAAGGAGGUUUCAGUUAUCAUCGUUCGGCGUGUGCUGUUUAGACAAAGUGUUUCUUUUUGCUAUAACUGAAAACCUCAGUGCAAGAAAAAGGAAACGAAUUCAGAGUAAUGCCGACAACAAAUUUCAGUAGCGGUGGAACACAGAAGAAAACAUUCGAUGAACUGUUAUGCUCUCCCUCUUUCGUGGGUGGGCUUCAAUCAGCAUCAGUUUCUUUCGCAGCAGUCAAUACUUUGCUCUCCAUCACAACAUUUCUUGGUAAUUCUCUUAUCCUUGUUGCCCUUAACAAAGAAUCUCCCCUUCAUCCGGCGUCCAAGUUCUUGUAUCGUUGUCUGGCAACAACUGAUCUGUUGGUUGGCCUUGCUGCUCAGCCUCUCUAUGUUACUUAUUGGAUGUCCAUGGUUCACGAAUACGGCAGUCUUUGUCAUUACGCAGCGGAAACAGAUAUCAUAACAAGCUCUGUAUUAUGUGGAGUUUCUUUGCUUACGAUGACGGCAAUAAGCGUGGACAGACUUCUCGCCCUGUUGUUGGGCCUGAGAUACAAAGAGAUUGUAACUUUGAAGCGCAUUUAUGUCACUGUAGCCACCUUUUGGUUGUUUUGUCUUGUCGCCUCUAUAUGCGCCAUUUUUGAUCAGCGUAUAAUUGUUUUGUAUUACUGGAUAUUGAUACCACUUUCACUGCUUAUUUCACUCGCCUCGUAUACGAAGAUUUUUUGCACUCUAAGACAUCAUCAGGCUCAAGUACAAGAUCACGUUCAACAACAGCCGAGGCAACCAAAUGCACUGCACAUGACACGAUACAGAAAGGCAGUGCACAGUGCACUGUGGGUACAGUUAGCAUUAGUUGUUUGUUAUACACCAUUCUUUAUUGUAGGAAUUGUAGUCACUGUAGGUAAAACAUAUUCCUCGCAUUUAAGCGUCGCAUUUGCAAUGGCAACUAUCUUAGUUUACUUUAACUCGACGUUAAACCCGUUUCUUUACUGCUGGAAGAUUAGUGAAGUGAGACGAGCAAUGAAGCUGACAAUCCGACAAGCACUUUGCUGUCCAUGGAGUUAG